Molecule: messenger RNA, 1021 nt
Organism: Effrenium voratum
Lineage: Eukaryota; Dinophyceae; Suessiales; Symbiodiniaceae
Source: the annotation of a GenBank genome assembly
AGCUGCUUUGGCUUCUUCGGACGGUGGUGCUCCCAAGAUGGAGAGCCCCUCCUCGCCGACGAGGGGACUGGAAGAUGAGCAGACCAUGCGAACAAGGCCUGAGCCCUUGUGGCGACACCACGACCGGAAGGCCAUGAAGUCGGGCCAGCGAGGGACCAUCUACUGGGUCGGGAAGCAGAUCCUGGCGGAGGACGGGUCCAAGACCGGGAAGGUGGAGAAGGGCGCCAGUUACCAUGGGGAGUGGGGGGACAACCAGAAGAAUGGCUACGGCGUGCAGAUCUUCCCCACGGGCCAGAAAUAUGAGGGCCAGUGGCGAGAUGGCGCCAGGAAUGGCGAGGGCACCCUGUGGGUUCCUUUCGGCAAGGCCGGGAAGCUGCGGAAGCUCUACGUGGGCGGCUGGAAGGAUGACAAGCGCCACGGCCGUGGCACCUGCUUCUUCAAGGAGGGCCAGUUCUUCCAGGGCGACUGGAACCAGGGCAAGAUGCAGGGCCAAGGCCUGCUGAGGUACCAGAACGGGGACUUGUACAUCGGGGAGUGGAGCCACGGGCUCCGCUCAGGCCAUGGUACCUUGACCAAGGCCAACGGAGACUGCUACGAGGGCCUCUGGCUUAACGACAAGAAGGAGGGCAGCGGUAGUUAUUUCUACGCGGAGAGCGGCAAGGUCUUCGUCGGGGAGUGGCUGGAUGACUUGCCCAAGGCGGGGAUCUACACGCAGGCGGCCUCCAACCCGGAGCAGGCCUCUGCAGUGCCGGAGACCUCCGUACUGCCGGUGCUGAAGCUCAAGUACCCCAACGAGGUGCUGGAAGAGGCCCUCCUGGCGGUGCAGGACAUGCAGCGCUUCCCCCUGGAGAGCCGAUCGGACGAGGGCGAAGAGUUCCCCGACUUGGACGGGCCCAUCGACAGCGAAGACUACUGAUGGUCCGAAGCUUGCUUCCCCGACCUGUGGCUGAAGUCAAGCACCAGAAAUCCCAGAAGUCGGCCAUACAGGGUUCAUUGGCCAAAAUUGCCUCCCUGUUUCAGC